CAGUUUGUUGUGCCGAACAGGUGAUGACGUAAGAUGACGUCAGCUGUUCAAGUCUUCGUGCUGGCUGCCUUGUUGUCCCACGCCGGUGCACAACAAACAGCGUCUGACAGAAACCUCCGACCAGGGCUUCCGAGAAACCCUGGCGGUGUCCAUGAAGAAUCGCAGCUCAUAAGCAUGGCCGUCCGAGCAGCCGAGUCUUCCGUUAUUCUUCAAGACGGUUCUCCUGAAGCCUUGGACGUCCUUCAGAAUUUCCUGGCGUCACCCCACCACCUCUCCAUUCAGCUGGGGAACAUGCUGAGCCUUCUGCAGGAGAGAGGAGACUUUCCUAACUUCCGGCGUGGUUUGAACGAAGAAAAGAGCAUUGUUGUCAUGGUGUUCAGUGACGUGGAUGUUGUGAGGAAAUUCAUUGAAGCAAAAGAUGUUUUGUGGAUCCCUUGCCCGCUCCUGCUCCUUAGCCUCACGCCGGGGGAAGACUCCAGAGACAUCCUGAAGGAGGUGAACAAGGUGGCUCGGUCGUCUCUGCUGGAGCCACACUUCUCGCGAGGACGACCCACCUUCUGUCUGCUCACGUAUCGGCCCUUCGCUUCGUCGGCAGAAAAUAUCGUAGUCCAGUCAUGUGGUUCGAGGAUUGUGUUCAGUUGGGACGACUUGUUUCCAGAACGAUUUGGAAGCUUCGAGGGUCGCCACCUGGAAGUCGCCAGCUGGAUAGACGACUUUCCGUUUCUCUUCUACGACAGCAAGGGAACCGCCACGGGGAUCUGCAAGAAGAUGCUGGACGAGAUCGCUGAGCAACUGAACUUCACAUACGAGCUGCAGGUAGAGCCUCCUGACGGGUACUGGGGCGACCUGGUGAAUGGCACGUGGCAUGGCAUGGCGGGGCAGGUCGUGUACGGCCAGAAAGACCUUCUUAUCAACGGCUUCGGUAUUUUGUUAGAUCGCUACCACGCCAUGGACCUGUCGGUACCUCACACCUUCGACUCGUACAAGGUUGCGAUGAAACUUCCCCCGCCUCCCCCUCGGUGGCUGGCAGUCGUGUACCCGUUUCAGGGCGUCGUGUGGGCAUGCGCAGUGGCCACGUUGCUCGUCCUUACCUGCGCAUUCCAUGUCAUCAUCCGGAAAGAGCAUUCAUCAGUAUACGACCGUGAAUCGGACCUUAUAUCAACGGCCCUGUGGCUCUCACGGACGGUGCUGAAACAGUCUGUGACAAGAAUCCCUAACGUGGUAGGAUGUCGGCCCGUCCUGUACUUGUGGUGGAUGGGCGCGCUCGUCCUGUCCACGUCCUACACAGGCAGUCUCAUUGCUUUCCUUACAGUGCCUUCAGAAGCAUCUAAGAUAACCUCCCUGGUAGAACUCGCUAAAGCGCCUAAUGAGCUUUGCCUCUACGAUUACGGGGACUUCAUCGUGAACUUCCUGAAGACCUCCAAAGAGCCGGUCUACCGCGCCCUCGGAGAGAAACUGCACCUGUACUAUUCAUACGAUGUCAUCUCCCAAAAAAUUGAACAAGGCUUUGCGUUCGUGGAGGCGGCCCUUUACUGCAAAUACUUAUUGAUCCAAUGGAAGAAGAAGGAUGCUUAUAUAAUACAGGAGGGCAUUUAUCCGAAUUACUACGGCUGGGCCUUUCGCAAGCAAACUCCUUGGAAGAAACAGUUUAACAAGUACAUAUCAAGGAUUUUGGAGGCCGGGCUGCUGGACCAGUGGCACCGCACCCUCGUCGCGGACUUUCGGCGCUCCCAAGGCCUCCUGCCCGUCCAGACCCCGCCGGAGAAGGAAGGUCUUCACCCUCUGUCACUGGAGGACACUCAAGGGCCGUUCAUUGCCGCUGCUUUUGGUCUCAUUUCGGCAACGGUGGUGUUUCUGGUGGAAAUGAUGUCAGUUGUCGUGAAAGGAGGAGGAGGAAGGAAGUCGAAUAUUUGUGUUGAUAGAAAAAAUAACUGACGAGUUUGGUUUAUGAUUCAUUCUCGUUAUAAACUACACGGAGUAGAAUAUGUCGAAAAAAUAUAUAUAGAGCACGGUUAGAAGUAGAUUUAUUUAUCAAAGUAUCAGUCAUUUCGUAUGUCACAAACCAUAUUAUCGAAUACCGUGCACCUCCUGUUAUCAGAAAAAAAAAUUGACUGCAAUAUAUGCUGUAGUUCCUCUUAUCUUUAUUUCUUAACUGAAAACUUUAUGUAUGAGUUAAAUCAGUAGAUG
Penaeus vannamei (Pacific white shrimp) is the source of this 2187-nucleotide messenger RNA. Its product is annotated as glutamate receptor ionotropic, kainate glr-3. NCBI's taxonomy places the organism in Eukaryota, Metazoa, Arthropoda, Malacostraca, Decapoda, Penaeidae. The record is from RefSeq and is a predicted model, not a curated record. Gene Ontology annotation, molecular function: ligand-gated monoatomic ion channel activity. Gene Ontology annotation, cellular component: membrane.